AUGAUCAACGCGAAAAUCGCGGGACUCGUCGAUAAUCUUUUAUCAGUUAAUGAUGCGGCAAACCCCUCUCUCACUUACACUAUCACCGAGGAUAUUAUCAAAGAAGCCGCCGAACUCUGCGCUCAAAUCGUGCUUGCGCAGGACACCAUGAUUGAAAUAGAAGCGCCUGUGAACGCACUGUACCUACUGAAGUACUUUUCGGUACAGUGUAUUUCGGACGUUCAGGUUUGUGGCGAUAUACAUGGCCAAUAUCCUGACCUUUUACGAAUAUUUAAUCGAUGCGGUUAUCCUCCCGACUGUUCCUAUCUUUUCCUAGGCGAUUAUAUCGACAGGUAA
Molecule: messenger RNA, 336 nt
Organism: Ostertagia ostertagi
Lineage: Eukaryota; Metazoa; Nematoda; Chromadorea; Rhabditida; Trichostrongylidae
Source: the annotation of a GenBank genome assembly